AUGACCAUCAUCCACGUUGUGCAGUUCCAAUUCAAAGAGCUCGUCCCGGCGGAGGAGGUGAAGUCGAUAUGCGACUCGAUGCUGGCGCUUAGGGACAAUUGCAUCCAUCCGACGUCCAACAAGGCGUACGUCAAGUCCAUCGCCGGCGGGCUAGACAACAGCCCCGAGGGCAUCCAAGACGGCAUCACGCAUGUCUUCGUCGUCGAGUUCGAGAGCGCCGAGGACAGGGACUACUAUCUCCACAAGGACCCGGCGCAUCUGGCGUUUGUGGAAGACGCGGGCCCGGCUAUCCUCAAAGCACGGGUCGUCGACUUCGCGCCGGGCGUGUUCUGA
Colletotrichum spaethianum is the source of this 333-nucleotide messenger RNA. RefSeq lists its product as uncharacterized. The record is from RefSeq and is a predicted model, not a curated record. The transcript is spliced from 2 exons. Lineage: Eukaryota; Fungi; Ascomycota; Sordariomycetes; Glomerellales; Glomerellaceae. The coding region runs from base 1 to 333 and encodes 110 amino acids.